GCAUUCGAUAUCACCUACGACUUGAAACUAGCGGAACUUUUCUAUCCUACGGUUUGACGCGAGUUAUCGCUCUUGUGACUGACGAUUCGAGUUCAACUGACGGUACCGUUGCUUCGUUGAAAAUCCGUUGGAAAUUCGUUGAAAAUUCGUUUGUCGUUGAUUGGUUGGAACGCGGAGCUGCAAACAUUUGAAAUAAACGUAAAACGAGAAAAACGGACAUGUAACAUCUCCAGAAACGUGUACGAAGUCAACCGAACACGGAACACCGAGUGCGAUGAAAGGGUUUUUCGGGAACAUUCCGGAGUGAAGUGCGACUUUGCAGGACCGGGAAAACAAAACGGUAAAAUCGCGCGUGGUGGUAACUUUUUUGGUGAACCUUGAGGGAAGCUUUUCGCCUGCCAUUUGGCGAUAAUUUUCAAAUCUGAGAUGAACCCUGGGCCGGAUGUUUCGCCGGCGGACGCUUACAUGCUGCUGGACUGAUUUCUUGGUCAAAAACGCUGGACAAUCUGCAGCAUGUAGCGGACUUUGUGAAGUGUAAAAGUGCUUGACGCGAGACACUCGUUCGUGCGAAGUGCUAAACGCGCCGCUCGUCGAUUUAACGGCUAAAAUCAUAUCCGCGAUGGAGUUUCCCUGGGCGAUUCAGCACCAUCCCGAUUCUUCUCAGAGCACUCCAGGUCAUCCCGUUGAACACGAGGACUCGGGCGUCAUUCCGCACUCGGCGACUCGACGCCUCUUGACCCAAGUUGCAGGAAGGGGUGAUUUUGUCGGAGGGAUUGACAACGAAGCGCUGGACUUUUCACAGUUAGAGGAUUUUAUCAAUAGCGACAGCGAGCAGACCGCCUCAUAUUUUGCACACACCCUCGCCCACAAUGAGAGUGGUGUUGCACCAAAUACGAGCUCCAGGGUGCAGGAAGCGACGGCGACGCAGCAGCAACCAUCCAGAUUGCCGUCGCCGAUUACCCAAAACCCUGUUUCGGUAGCAACAACCGUCACAAACAACGUAACUUCGUCGAAUUCUUACAAAGAUCCACAAACCUACGUUCAUCCACACUCACUUCCAGAAAGUCCACCAGAUAGUGGAAGUGAACCACCUUACUCACCACCUGGACAUCACGAAUCUCAUGUACAUUCUCCACUCCUAGAUCAAAAGUCGGUAGCUCUUCAAGAGAUCUUGUUACACCACCCAGGAAAUGCUACAAAUUACGCACCUGGCCCACUGCCACCUUCACCCAGAGCAUUGGCUCCGUCCAAUGAUCAACUUCUUCUGACGCACCCUGUCCUUACGCCUCUCUUGGCUCCUAGCACUCCUACGCUACCUACGCAACCGCAAUUAGGAGCUUCUCUCGUAUCCUUGCCACAUGAACACAGUCCCGGGGGCAUAACAACUCUCUAUUCCUCGCUGCAGUCUGGACCUAAGAAAAGAAAACUUAGUCAAGAUGGACUCAUCCACGUUAAGCAGGAGCCAGAACUUGGAACGGUGGAGCAUAGCUGCAGUAGUAGCAACGCAGUAUUGGAUGGGGAUGAAGUUUCAGGGGACAACAAUUACGUAGAUGCCAGUUACCAGUGCAUUCGAUUUCAUCCGUUCCAACAAACUUCAUGGCAUGCUCUCUGUGACCACAAUCUUAAAGAACUACCUGUACCAUAUUAUAGAGUUGAUGCGGAUAAGGGGUUCAAUUUCAGUAAUUCAGAUGACGCUUUCGUUUGUCAGAAAAAGAAUCAUUUCCAGAUCACAUGCCGUGCACAAUUGCAAGGAGAGGCAGUAUUUGUCAAAACUGGUGAAGGUUUGAAAAAGAUCAGCAGUUUUCAACUACACUUUUAUGGUGUUAAAGUGGAGUCUCCAACACAAACAAUCAGAGUAGAACAGAGUCAAAGCGAUAGGAGCAAAAAACCUUUUCAUCCAGUGGUAGCCGGUUCUAGGGUUGAAUUGGGAGGUGAACGUGUCACUAAGGUGACAGUAGGUCGUCUGCACUUUAGUGAAACAACAAGCAAUAACAUGAGAAAGAAAGGAAAACCAAAUCCAGACCAGAGGUAUUUCCACUUAGUCGUUGGCUUGCAUGCUCAUACUGCUGAUCACGCAAGCUAUCAAGUUGUUGCCCAUGCCUCCGAACGGAUCAUUGUCAGGGCUUUUACGCAGGCGAGCAAUCCUGGGCAAUUUGAGUCUGAAGGAAGCGGUGUUGGUGCUGAGGGGGGAUGGCAACGAGGUGCUGCUCCUGACAGUGUUUAUCAUGCUGGAAGAGUUGGAAUAAACACAGACAGGCCUGACGAAGCUCUUGUAGUUCAUGGGAAUAUGAAGUUAACAGGACAUAUCGUACAACCGAGCGACGUGAGAGCGAAGCAGAAUGUUGAAGAGGUUGACACAAGAGAGCAGCUAAGAAAUGUCCAGCAACUACGAGUAGUUCGGUAUCGUUAUGCUCCUGAGUUCGCAUUACAUUCUGGUCUGGGAAUAAAGCCUCAGGAAGAUACGGGUGUCAUUGCACAAGAAGUCCAACGGAUUUUGCCAGAAGCUGUUUUACCCGCAGGAGAUAUCGUUUUGCCAAAUGGGCAGAGGAUAGAUAAUUUUUUGGUAGUUAACAAAGAGAGAAUAUUUAUGGAAAAUAUCGGUGCUGUGAAAGAACUUUGCAAGGUAACGGACAGCUUGGAAACCAGAAUUGAUCAGCUAGAAAAAAUUAACAAGCGGUUAGCAAAAUUAAAGAGAGGAGACAGCCUAAAAAGCUCGGUUAGUACAGUUUCGAGCAUUUCAAGCAGUAAAUACGCACCUUCCAUUGGAGCUAAAUCUACAAUUCCUCGACGGUGCAGCAGGCCUGAAAGAGAUGAGGAACUUCUCUGCAGCAACAAAUUUAUUCAAAUCGUUAUUGUUAUACUCAUUCUCAUAAUGGCCUUCUGUCUUGUAGCAAUGGCCACAUUAUACUUUUUGGAAUAUCAGAAACGCAAUUACAAUCCGUCUCCGGCAGCAAGUGAUGGCAUGUUGUCUGUAGGAGCAUCACGUGCACCAACCGUACCAAGUAAACCUGGAUACGAUCCGCAGUUCAAUCCCCUUCUACAUAGUACUCUACCGCCAUCUCAUACAUCUCUUGGAAUUUAUACAAAAGGCUCAAGUGCCCAGACCUUCACGAAAAGCAGCAUGAUUUCUACGCAAGCUCCGAUCACAAAACAACAGCUUUACUCAAAGGAGACUACAUGGUAUCCGGGACACACAAGGCCUCAACCAAGACCUGAAAAACCAAGUGAGUAUGAUAAUAACUGGUUGGAUAGAAUUGGUCAGGGACAAGUUCCAAGCAGCGUGUAUGAGAAUUAUUCUGCAACUGACGAGGAUGCUUCGCAAAUAGUCGAAAAACCUGCAGCAUUAGGGAAGCCAGCAGAAUGUAUUUCUCGAUACUCUGAACUCGACAGUCGCUGUCAGGUCUACUGCUGCACAUCUGAAAUUCCCCAACUGAAAGCACCUGAUCUCCAACUACAAAAGAAAUCGCUUUCAGAUCAUUUAGUGCAGCCGUUGAGUAUUAUUCCUGAAGACAAACGGAAAAGCGGAAAAAGUUCUCAGAACAGAAUUACACCAUCGGACCCUGACACCCAGGUACUAUUAAAAGAGAAUACCUAUAAGUACCUUCAUUUGCGUUCGAGACGUGAAGCAGCAGGUGGUGGAGACUGGCGUGAGUUUGCAAGCAAUGCUGCCGGAUCAAUACCACCUGAGCCAAGACCCUCACUUUAUCUCAUUGGAAAUGGAUUCAAUGCUUCACUUGAUCAGAGAUAUUGCUCUGCAUUUUCACCAAACAAUUAUAGCUGCAACAUACCUCUGUCUAAGUAUAUGCCAGACACCCAGGUCACCCUGCAGUUUGUAGGAAUUCAGCAGAAUGUAGAGCAAUGCCCUCAAUCAGCAAACUUAGCGACUGAUGAGAGUGUUGGAUGCAGCUAUAACACUCAACAGCAAUAUCCACCAACCUUAACCAAUGUUGAUGGUGGAACAUUUUCCUUAGAUGUUGCCAGCUAUUUAAGGAAGACCUUGACAUUCAGACUAUCCAGUAUGAGACCGAAAGAGAAUUUAUGCAACAGCCAGCAUGGUGGUGAUUAUAUGGAAUUUACUUUAAACUUUUAUCGUGACUGUGAAGAAUGAAGUUAAAAAUUUGUGUAUCACAUGUUUCGAAAGUGCUACGAGUUAUAAAUCGAGCUUGAUAUAUUCUACGUUUCAAAGUUCGUCAUAAACAAAAGACAAAGUUUUCUACAUCUACAUUACGUGUGUCCUCUUUCGGUUAAUGAUACCUAAAAAAGGUACGUAAGUUAAUUAAUUAAAUCUCAAAAUGAGAGAAUCCUGAUGCAAUAUAUUGUUGUAUGUAUUAUAAAUUGACUACGUUGGAUUCAAAUAUAUUUUUUAGAUCCUAACUGAUCGAAUCUCGAGAAAUAAAAUACUGACUGAUGGGUGUUAUUCACAUGAAACGUAAAAAGAAAAACUUGAUUUCGAUAUGUUUUAUGUAUUUGUUAUUUAACGAACACACAAUAUUUUCUGCCGUCCAAGCAGUACCUAAACUGAUGAUUGAGUAUGCAAAAAUUUCAUAGUUCAUUGGUAAGAAAGAAACACGUGUAUGUAGAUGGACACGUCCGUACAUAGAGACUAUGUAAAAAUAUUUCUGAUAUACUUGUUGAAAAUUGAUGGACAUGAAAAAUACAUAUUACUGGGUAGUAAGCUACAAUUGAUUAUUCAAAGUAUUUUAUAGUAUUUAAAAAAAUCUGUUAUACUAUAAAAUAAUUAAAUAGUUCCAAAAGUUAUAUAGUAGAAAUCAAGUGUUAUAUAAUAUUAUUAGAGGUUUUCAUACAAAGUAGUGAAAGAACCGUUUCUCUAAGAUUCAUCAUAUUCAGAACAAAGUAUAUGAGUCUACUUAUUCCAUUUUUGUAUUCUACUGUGUAGUAUGAAAAUAUUAGAACACACAUUUGUACAUUUUUUCACUGUUAUAUAAGUUAUAAGUCUUUAACUUUUAAGUUGUUUCGUGGUGUAUUUAUGAUUUUGACCUGUGAAUUAAAACUGUUCUGUUAUUAUUAUUUUCAUAAUUAUUAUCAUUAUCAUCAUCGUCGUCGUCCGCAUCGUCGUCGUCAUCAUCAUCAUCAUCAUCAUCAUCAUCGUUUUUCUAUGAUAAGCGAUAAAUAUAAGGAAGUACAUGUUAAUUAUAUCUCGAACCAAACACAGUGCAAGUGCAAGUACGGUAUAAUCGCAAUCAGUAUGAAUUGGAAAAUUUAUAAAUCAGUGCUUCAAUGUCUGAUAGUAUUCUUCGGAGACUACAUGAAUUAUAGCCAAAAAGUUAUGCAAACUGCAACUCUCAAAAUUUUAUAAAUGAAACAAAAUACUUAUUUGUCAAAAAUAUGCAUUUAUACAUUUUCUUAUUCCAAAUAAUUCGAUAUUGAAUUAAAAUUACCUGUGAAGAAUUACAAGAUGCAAUUUUAGCGGAUAGCUCGUUUCAACGAAUCAAGUAGAGCAGCAAAACUGUGAAUAAAUUCGACUUUGCAGUUAGAUAAUAUUUGUACUAUUUCUCCAUCAUUGUGGCCCAUAUGUAAAUUUAUUAUUCAUCAGCAACUGAAUUUGCAAACUACAAACUAACCGUAAUGAUAGAAAUGUUUAGUCUUUAAGUUAUAGACACUAGUGGUUUGUACAUACACGUUAGUAAUAUAUUACAUAAAUUAUAUGAUUCAAACUGUAAUAUGAAGUAAUUUAAUAAUAAUAAGUUGAGUUAAGGCUUCUGUUAUUGCCUCAUGUAGUAUUGAAAGUAUUGUAUCAUCUGAAUUGUAUAAUACUUUAUUACAAUUUCAAUAUUCAUUACUGUGGUAAACGAUGUUUGCCCUAAAUAUACUUAAUAUACCUUCUCACACAUAUACUAUCUCUGUCAAGAUGGAAGUCAAAUCCUGAAUUGCCUAGUUCGUUAUAUAAUUGGAUCUCAUUAAAAAAAUCCAUAUUGAUCUACCUAUAUUAUUUUACACAAACAAUCUCGUAAACAAAUAUUUUCAACCGUUAAACCAAAUUAAACCGGUUACCUUUCUAAAAUCUUGUACAUAUAUUUGAUCAGAGUUGCGAUAACUGUAGCAAAUUUUGUACCGGAGAAAGUGGAUAGUCUUUUAAUUGAAUACAUUGAUUGGGUUUGAUAAAGUGACAUUGAAAGCAAGAUACGCGUCCGAUAUUAUUUUUGCGGAUUUUUCAUUAUCGCCAGCUUAUUUAUAAAAGUAAUUCCGUACAAUGAUUCGGAGUGCUAGAUUGUCUUGAAAUUUGCAAUCUCACGCAAUCCUGUAGCGUUCUUUAGCUUAAAACUAAGUCUCAAGUGAUAAAUGUAAUAUAUAAGAACGCCUGUUCCGAAUUGAACACAUA
Molecule: messenger RNA, 6340 nt
Organism: Neodiprion virginianus
Lineage: Eukaryota; Metazoa; Arthropoda; Insecta; Hymenoptera; Diprionidae
Product: myelin regulatory factor-like protein
Exons: 18
Coding region: 620-4108 (1162 amino acids)
Biological process (GO): protein autoprocessing; positive regulation of DNA-templated transcription
Cellular component (GO): endoplasmic reticulum membrane; nucleus
Molecular function (GO): sequence-specific DNA binding; DNA-binding transcription factor activity
Source: RefSeq, a predicted model, not a curated record